Leptopilina heterotoma is the source of this 1586-nucleotide messenger RNA. It is a transcript of the gene Pisd, whose product is annotated as phosphatidylserine decarboxylase proenzyme, mitochondrial. The record is from RefSeq and is a predicted model, not a curated record. Gene Ontology annotation, cellular component: mitochondrion. Bases 245 to 1423 code for a protein of 392 amino acids. The transcript has a single exon. Lineage: Eukaryota; Metazoa; Arthropoda; Insecta; Hymenoptera; Figitidae. Gene Ontology annotation, molecular function: phosphatidylserine decarboxylase activity. Gene Ontology annotation, biological process: phosphatidylethanolamine biosynthetic process.
GUAGGUAGAAUUUAUCUUAUUCGAAAUGUAAAUAUUAAUUUGAUUUGUUAAUUGAAAAAUGACAAAUGUUAAGUUUCACUGUUGUCAAUUUGACUCCAGUUGUCCGCGAUAUCAAACUCGCUACGCGCACGCGCACUGAGUGAACAUAACCUCAAAAUCAAAACAAAGUGAAACAAAGCGAAGAUCGAAAACAGAGUCACCAGACAAAAAAUACUAUUUAUUGUGUGAUGCCUCUAAUGACAAGAUGCCUACAAUGAGAUUCUAUCAACGUACAGUGUUAACUUUAAAAAAGUGCAAUUCCCUACGCAUUGUUCAUUUAUCUAAAUCAACAUUAUUUUCGAAUAGAAAACACAUAACAACCUCAAGUGAAUCUUCGCCAACAAAACGAAACGUGAUCUCAUGGCUAAAACCAUGGCAAUGGUACUUUCCGUUCGGUUUUGGUGUUUCAUUUCUAUCAUUUUACAUAUGGCAGCAAUCGAAGACGAAGGAGAAUGAAGAGAAAACAGUGACACGCGAUAUUGUUGUCGGUUGUUAUUGUCAUUUACCAUUGCGUGUUACGAGCCGAAUUUGGGGUUGGUUGGCAAGUGUCGAAUUACCACACAGUCUGCGUCCGACUUUGUAUAAAUUUUACGCGCGUACAUUUAGUGCAAAUUUAGAUGAAAUUGACAAGGAACUCGCGAGUUUUCCCUCGUUAGUCGAUUUUUUCGUUCGCCCCCUGAGAAAGGAUGUGAGACCAAUUGGACAAAAUAGAAUUGUUUCACCGGCUGAUGGAAAAAUUCUUCACAUUGGUCCGGUGACGAAUUGUUACGUUGAACAGGUAAAAGGUGUUACUUAUGAUCUACGACAUUUUUUGGGUGAUAAAUACGAUGAAUGGGAAAUUGACAGUGAGGAGGCGAAGACAAAAUACGUUUCCUCGCUUUUGAAGAAUCCGAAUAAUCAAUUGUAUCAAUUAUCAAUUUAUCUCGCACCUGGUGAUUAUCAUCGUUUUCAUAGUGCGACAAAUUGGACGAUUCGUUAUCGGAAACAUUUUCAGGGGAAAUUAUUGAGUGUCAAUCCAAAAGUAUCGAGUUGGGUGCCAAAUUUAUUUUCUCUAAAUGAACGGGCCGUUUAUGUUGGCGAAUGGGAAGGUGGUUUUAUGGCCUAUGCUGUGGUUGGUGCAACAAAUGUUGGAUCUAUUCGUGUGUUUAGUGACGAGAAUUUAAUAACAAACAGGAGAAAAUGGCCGAGAGGGAAAAAGUACGAAGAAGUUUUAUUUAAGAAUUUAGAAAUGAAAAAAGGUGAAUUGUUCGGUGAAUUUCGAAUGGGAUCAACAAUUGUCUUAUUAUUUGAGGCGCCGAAGAAUUUUAAUUUUUCAUUCAAAGACAAUCAACGCAUUCUCGUUGGUCAGGGGAUUACUAAUUGUCAUCUCAAAGAAACUAAAUGACUUUUUAAUGUGCCUAUAGAAUAAUAAAAGUACAAUGUUAAUGAAAUAUUUGAAAAGAAUUUUUAUACAAGACUUACAAAAAUUUAUGGGACAAAAGUUUUAUAAAAUAAGACAAAAAGAAAAUUCUCGAGGAAAAAAAAUUUCAAAAACAGAUGAAAAUGGC